Molecule: messenger RNA, 2626 nt
Organism: Pararge aegeria (speckled wood butterfly)
Lineage: Eukaryota; Metazoa; Arthropoda; Insecta; Lepidoptera; Nymphalidae
Exons: 4
Coding region: 203-958 (251 amino acids)
Molecular function (GO): protein serine/threonine phosphatase inhibitor activity
Source: RefSeq, a predicted model, not a curated record
CUCUUUUUAGCUUUCCGAGUAGCGUAUUUUCGUUUGAAUUUACAUUGUAUCUUUAUUUACGGGUUGAAAUUAAUAUUUAUUUAGACAUUACAGUAGUGUACACUAAGUAUUAGUUCGUGUCUAAGUGCACUUACAGUGUUACAUAAACAGUAGAGUCCGUAUCGGCAGUUCCUAUGCUUACAAGUUUACGAUACGUCAGUUGAUGAAUGUUGGCCGAAAGAUAAUGGAUGUGGAUACUCCAAACAUAUUAAAAAGGUGCAGUAGCGCACCCCUCAUCAAUGAGGUGGCGCCUACGGCGGCUACGUCGCCCACGACCAACACUGCGCCCAGGAGCACAUCCUUUUUCAGCAUGUUCUCGAACAGCAGCCUGCCGCGAACCCGCAGCAACAGCAUCAGUUGCAGCCCACUCUCCGCCGCGGUCACCAUACCCUCAAACCUGCAGAGCACCUGCAACCGAAGACUCACUCCCAGAGUGAACCAGCUCCGAGCAGAAGAGUGCGCAGACGUCAGCAACACGCGGGAGGUCGCGCACGAGCGGGAGGUGCAUACGGCCAUGCAGAUGGGGCAGUCUUACGAGGACCUCACACUGAUCGGGUCCGCCAACUCGCCCACUAGGGUUCCCAGAUUUUCACCAGCUGUGUCACCAUCACCAACGCGGUCACAACCCAAAUUCACAACGAGACGGAGCCUAUCACCCAUCGCACUCCGAGCGUCCAGCUUCAGUCCCGUUAGGCCAAACGUGCUGAUCGGGAAACGGCGAUGUGACGACUCAGAAACCUCGCUCUCAAAAAGGAUGUGCACCUCAGAUAGACUCACCCCCUCAACACCCGGGACACCGGACUCGCCGGACUCAUUAGAGUGCACUUUCAGGCCCGUCUCACCCCGACCUACCCCAAUGAAUGAAUCACCAAAUGACCCUCACGAUUUGCACGAGAACCACAAGUCUAGUCCAAGCUAAUAGAUCAUUAAAAUGCCUUAAAUUGGUUGUUAUCUUGGAAAUAAGCUGGUGAAUGACUAAACGUAGUGUGUCGAAUGUCAUAUGCCAAGAAACAGGUAAUUUGUCCUCUAUAGUCAACAUGUCAUUGUGCUCAAAACUGGUGAUAUCGUCAAAAACUCACUCUUCCAACAUCUGGGAAAUCAGACUCAUAGAUCCCCAUCUUAUCCCAAUCUACCUUAAUGAUUGAAUCACCAAAUGAGAUAAAGAAGUAACUGAGGAACCCAAUCUGAUGUAUUAAAACACAUCCGAAAUUGCUUGAAAUCUUGGAAGUAAGUCGGACUAAAUAUAAGUCUAAAGCCAAGAAGAAAUUUUAUAAGUCAAGAAAAGUAGGGAUAAAAAGACACCAUAGCACAAAGAGAAAGGUCAUAAACUACAAAAACAUACAUAUUUGUGGAAACGUAAGCAAGUUAUCGUACGAUAAAAACUGAAUGCACUAAUUUGUGUUGUAUGUAUAUGACUAAAGGAAGGUCUUGGCCUCCCAACACCAGUUCCAUGUUGGAUCAAGUCUAUGAAACUGUACCUUAGAUAUGUAUCUGGAAGGUUUUACUGCGGCCACUAAGGUUAUCUUAUAAACACUGUGGUUUCCUCGUAAAGUGAUAAUACGCUCUAAAAAGUGUAAAGUGAACUUUGUUCUGUGAAAAAAAACAGACAAUUAAGUCUAAAGUGAUUUGUGUUUUGGUAAAAGAGAAAUACUGUAUUAACAGUGAACGAAUUUUAUAUAGUGUGAUUAUUGCAACGGUUGACGGACAAACUCUUAAUCACACAAACUAGUAUUCUUCAUUCGGACAGAAAAUUGUGCAUGAACAUAAAUGCAGUGUCAGGAACAUAUUGGCUUAGGCAUUUGGAUAUUGUAAAUACCAAAUAUACAUUGCAUAAUUUAGAGUUAAAGGGAUUUUAUACAGUUUGAAAAGUGAACACCUGUUUUCACAAACUUGUUACGUAAUUGAUGUUAUGAUAUUAUAAAAAAAUUCGCUCGCAGGUAGGCAGUGUAGGUUUUAUCCAUAAAAAAAAGGCCUUUAAUGUCAGAGCUAAGGUACAAAAGCCUCUAACUGCUCAUUUCUAUGCCAAUCGGUUCUAAAAGUGAGUUUGCAAAUAACAAAAUUGCCACCAUAUACCUAUACGGACUAUGGGCAUAUGUAAUGAAUUUUUUAUCCUAUAUUGAUUUGUUUCGCUUACCUAAUAUAUCUUGUACUCUUCAGGUACUAAUACACCUCCAGAAAAAAACCAAUGAAGUCUCUCUCUCUGUUUCUGGAUACUCCAUAACAUCAAUAGGUCAACUUUCAUAACCUACUUCAUGAUGAUGUGUCUACACAAAUAAUUCUGAUGCACUAUGAGACUUCAUAGUAUUGUCUGUGAAUACAGGUGUAAGGCUCAGUUUACAUGUUUAUUAGAUAAUAUGUAAGAAUUACUGAUUAAUUGAAUAUUGCUACUUGCCAAAUCUGCAAUUUCACUCACUACUGUAUUGAACAUGUAAAGUGGGCCUAGAAGUGUUGGUAUAUUGUUGAAGAGAAGAAACGUAGAAUUAAAAAUAUUGUACAGGUGCAUUCAUAGUAGCCUAUGGGGAAUAUUCGUUGAUUACAUCACAUAAUGUCAGUAUAAAAAUAAUUAACAAAAAUAAAUAUUCUUCAA